This is a messenger RNA of Geodia barretti, 221 nucleotides long. Lineage: Eukaryota; Metazoa; Porifera; Demospongiae; Tetractinellida; Geodiidae. The record is from the annotation of a GenBank genome assembly.
CAAGGAACUGUGCGGCGUACCUGUUUGUCUCACGUACAAUGAGAGACAGGAGGUUGUUGUCGAAAAAUUUGGAGAACAUCUCCAAGGGGUCACGGCUGGUCUGGACUUGUGGCCCUGGAGGCACAGUGCAGGGCUCCACUGUGAUAGGACUGGGGGUCAUGCUCCAGCCUACACAUCCAGAGGAUGCAGCACUGGAGCCUGAGUUUCCCCCCUUCCACCAC